UCUCUCGCUCGCUCUUCCUCCCUCUCCCUCUCCCUUUAAAUGCGCUCUUAUUACUUCACGCAUUCCCUAGGCAGCUCCUCUCUCUCUCUCUCUCGCACUUAAUACAAUUCAAGAGAGUGUUCUGAUUCAGACUCACCUUGACAUAGCUCUGAGCUGAUCUCCGCCAGUCUCAAGGUUAAGGAUGAUGAUGAAGAGGUGGGUCUGUGGAGUGCUAAAACAUGUUCAGCUCAGGCUCGAAGAACUAGCUGCUUCUUCUUUGUGGGUGGGUGACGGAGCUGGUGCUUCAAGGACUGGGUGUUUCUGCAGAUUCUUGAAGGGAUCUUUCCUUGCUGCUUUCACCUGCGCUUUUGCUUUAGGUGGAGCUAUUGUGGGAAUGAUCACAGGAGCGCUAAAGGGACAGACAACGGAGACAGGGUUUGUGAGAGGAGCAGGAAUUGGAGCAGUGACUGGGGCCGUCACCGCAGUUCAGUUGCUGGAGCUAACGGUAGAUGGGGAGUCACUUUCUAAGGUUGCACUCCUGCGCAGCUUAGUGGAUGGAAAAGUAUUCAUGGAAUGGGUAGGCCCUGCAGUGCUCAAAGCCUAUCAAUGGCAGGUGAGCAAUCUGGAAACACCUCAUAGAGAAAUUUCAGACAUUUAUGACACAGCAGGAGAUGAAGGGCUGUCCCAGGAUUGCAUUCAGAGGCUUCCUGAAUACCAUUUCCAGUCUAGUGAGAUGGCCAAGAUAACUGAUGAUGGACUCUGCUGCUCAAUCUGCCUCCAGGACUUCAAGGAAGGAGAAACUGGAAGAAGGCUUCCCAAGUGCGGGCAUAUUUUCCAUUUGGAGUGCUUGGACGCAUGGCUCGUUCGGCGAGGCUCUUGCCCUAUGUGUAGAGAUAGUAUAUGUGAUCACGAGAACGCCGACUGCUUCAUAAAUUGCUAUUGAGUUUGAGCCGUGAGAUGACUUGAGUUUCUUUUGACAAACUGUACUAUAUGCGCAUGCUGCAACAUCAAGAAGUUUAUGAAGCCUUGACAGAGAUAUAUCUCACCGUCAAAAAAAUAGAGUUCUCGAUUCAUUUCCAUGGUUAUGAAACCCUCUUGAAAACUGGUCUUUGCUAA
Molecule: messenger RNA, 1095 nt
Organism: Syzygium oleosum
Lineage: Eukaryota; Viridiplantae; Streptophyta; Magnoliopsida; Myrtales; Myrtaceae
Product: NEP1-interacting protein-like 1
Exons: 5
Coding region: 182-922 (246 amino acids)
Source: RefSeq, a predicted model, not a curated record